AUGAUGCGCUACUCGCGGCCAUACAGCAAACCCUACCAAUCCGGACUAAGCGUGAUGGGGUAUUCGCGGCCAUACAGCAACUCCUGGAUGGUCUUCUCCCCAUUCACGGCCUCCAUGUGGGCCAUCACUGCCGCCAUCUGCCUCACCACAGGGCUACUCGCCAUGCUGCUGGACCGGCAAAGGACGCCUGACUUCCAAGGCCCGCUGCACAAGCGCCUCAUCACAGCCGUGUGGUCUACUCGCUGUUCUGCUGGACAGGCAGUACACACCCGCAUCCCAGGGCAAGCUGCUGCACAUGCGUACAAACCCUCACACGCAAGUUUAUUCAAAGCGGAUUUCAUAAGAUACGGUGAUAAUACACACACACACACACACAUACACACACACACAGAAAGAAGAAGAAAAAAGAAGAAGAAGAAGAAGAAGAAGAAGAAGAAGAAGAAGAAGAAGAAGAAGAAGAAGAAGAAGAAGAAGAAGAAGAAGAAGAAGAAGAAGAAGAAGAAGAAGAAGAAGAAGAAGAAGAAGAAGAAGAAGAAGAAGAAAAAAAAAGAAAACUUCCUAUCAAGAGAAGCUGGCAUUGCUGGCGGGGGAGAGCGAGUAUGUGUUGUCUCACUGGCAUCAGGACGGGUGAUGAGGAACUUUGAAGCGCCUAAAAAACGGACGGGUGAUGAGGACUCCUACCUCAACCUCUUCUCCACCACCCGUCUCCCUUUCCCCCCUCUCUCUCUGUCCCUCCACUCACCUCUUGAAUGCCAUCAGAUCAAGCUGGUGUCGCUGGUGGGGGAGAGCCAGUAUGCAUCAGGGAUUUUUUUAGAAAUCCCUGCAACGUCAAGGGGAGAGCGAGUAUGCAUCAUCACUGGCGUCAGAGAGGGUGACGUGACAGUGAAAGUGGACGAGGAUCCCUACCUCAACCUCUUCUCCGCUUGCAUGGCAGUGACUUUUGAGUCGACUCAGAAGUCAUCUUGCUUCCUUGACAGUGCUAGUCCGCAACAACUUAAUUCGCAGAUAAGUGGUGCUUACUUGCCUGCCGCACCCCUUCCCCCCGGCCUCACCCACUCUCUUCCCUGGCAGGACAAGCUGGUGUCGCUGGCAGGGGAGAGCGAGUUUGCAUCAUCGCUCGCAUCAGGAAGGGUGGAAGUGAUAGUGGGCGAGGACCCCUACCUCAACCUCUUCUCCGCUUCCUUCUGUGAUGGGGUUCAGGCAUCGCAGCCCUUCUCCAUCCUCAACCUCGCCUUUGUGGGUGAUUUGUGCUCUGUUGACCCCCGAAUCACAUCCUCUUUCCUCACCCCCCUUCCCACCCACCUCCACCCCUUUCUCACCAUCGUCACCCCACAGGCAUUCCCAAAGGGGUCGCAGGUAGGGGCGGACAUCUCCCAGGCCAUCCUUGAGCUGCAUAUGCAAGGGGAGCUAGAGCGCCUCAAGGCGCUCUCUUCCUCUCAACACCUCCCUGCAACCCUCUUAACCCCUCCCUGCAACCCUCUUCAGAAGGACAACAUGUGCGGGGAGGACCAGGCCAGCUCUGUGCUAACGGAGGUGAACGUGCAGAAGUUCACGGCGCUGCUCAUCCUCUACCUCGUUGUCUCGCUGUUCUGUUGCAUCGCCUAUGUGGGCCUCCUCAUCUACCGCGGUUACCGCUACCACCACCACCCGUACGACGUGGUUACCACUACCACCAGUACGACCUGCCCCACUGUUGUGGUUACCAUACCGUCUACGUGCACUGUGGUUACAGUUGCGUUACAAUAA
Closterium sp. Yama58-4 is the source of this 1746-nucleotide messenger RNA. The record is from the annotation of a GenBank genome assembly. NCBI's taxonomy places the organism in Eukaryota, Viridiplantae, Streptophyta, Zygnematophyceae, Desmidiales, Closteriaceae.